GAACCUACUACCUACCUAUACACAUACCUACCUCCAUAUAUCGUAAUUAUCUGGCUUGCGAUACAUGCCUACCAUAUCUAUACCUCGCUGAAAGGGAAUGACUUGGGUCUUUCUUCCAUGCAUGGCGCUUCCCUAUUGAUUCUAAGCUGCGUGGACCGGCGUGAGUCUCAGUGACAAUGACGAGGGAUGACGGCCGCAUCACCUCCUUUGCGAGUUCCAGCAGUGGACACUCCAAUAUCACCGUGAUGCCACCAGUCCCUACUCGUUCAGCCUCGGCGUCCUCAACAUCGAAUAAAGCCACGCCGAAACCUAUUAAGACCGAGCAUAACAAAUAUAGGCCAUUUAAAGACGACUCUCAAGUCUCGCCAACCGCAUCUAACCAUCGUCUCGCUUUAUCUCCCACUUCAACUUCAUCUAGUGCCUCCCUACUCGAUAGCCGCCGAAUGAGUGACCUUACCAACUACCGUCGCGACCUCGCCGUUCUCGACCCAUCUGGUGGUCGCGUUCCCCAAAUCCAGCGAGAUCCUCCGACCGCGAGCCCGAACUCUCAGCAUAACAUACCUCCCUGGCUUGUCAACGGCGGUGUAACCGCUUCUCCAAUUGCCACCAGUUUCUUUAACGAUUCAAGUGACAACGUAUCCACCGCCUCCCAACUUUCGCCCGCAUUUCGUUCAGGUACCGCGCGGCCAACCCAGGCUUCGAGCACCGAAUCCCCCGACGUAGGCUACUUCCCCGAGGAUAGGCGACCGUCCGCAGCGAGCGUAGCGACAGCAAGCAGUCAAGGCUCCAAAAAUAGUGGCAGCAGAGGUGGCAUUAGGAAAUUACAAGGCUUCUUUGGUGAGGAUUACCCUGGCCGCGAUUCAUCCGAAACGAGCCUUCCCCAGCCGUCAUCUCAGAGCCAACCAAAAGAGCAACGGUCCUACUCCUUUACUCGGUCUUCCCGCAGAGCAAGGAAUGAUUCCAAUGCCACGGACCAUACGCGAGAACCCUCGCCGUCGUCUUCCAGGCCACGAACCCCAGUUCCGUCAAGUGAUGUUGUACCAUUUUUAUAUCAGGAGGCUAACGAUAUCGCGAAAUAUGGUGAAGCCCCCGUACGUGACAUGCUAGCUGGUCCAGACAAAGAGCGCUUUGCACAGGAUAAUUAUGCGCAAAUACCGCCGAAAACCUCGUCUUCCAACCGUUCGGGGCAUUCUAUCGCCCAUCUAACUGGCCACCACCGCCACCACAGAAGUAUCGAUGAUCCAAACACGCUUAGACCGGUAGUGAGCCGCGAGGACUCAAUACUGAGUAUGAGUCUUCAGAGUAUUCAGACUAUGAAGGAAAGGGGAGCAUCUGCAGCUGCGUCUCGGUCACGAGCCCAAAGUCCAACCCCAAGUAGUGCCAGCAAUAGCAGCAGACUUCCAUCCAUCGAUGGCCAAACUUCGCCGGGCGCUCCUGGUAAACGGGGGUUGUUCGACCGUUUGCGACGACACAAGACCAAGGAUGAUUCUCGUUUAAAAGGGUUGCCUGGCUCUACACGCUCUCUCGUUCGCUCUACCUCUCGACAGGACUUGAGGGGCUCCCCGUCGUCUUACGAUAAGCCCCUACCCAGCCUGGAAACCCCUCGUCCAAGCACUGCCCGUCAAGCAACCUUCAAUAACAAGUUCCCCUUCUCCAAGAAAGGUCGCCCACAGAAAUAUUACGAAGACCCCGAUGAUAAUAUUGGCCCAACGGAUAGGAACGACAAGGGCAUGGUUUUUCACCUCGACACUAAUCUUAGCGAUAUGGAGGGUAUCUUAGCACAACCUCCACCGUUGACACCUAUGGAACCGACGAUGUUUCAACUGGCAGACGUUGAACUUGAGCCUGUCUCGGCUCAAGGAAACGGGGCGUGGAAUGCGCCGGACAGCUGGGCUGUUCGCCGCACCGCAGAAGAAAGAGAGGCACACGUGCCUGAAGUUGACGAUGUUGGCACGCCGCCUCGACCUGAAGAGAAGAUGAGUCCUCACUGUAUACGAGUAUUUCGCGCCGACGGUACAUUUGCCACCGUGCAGAUGCCAUUGACCUCGACAGUGUCCGACGUCAUGGCGCAGGUUGUUAAGAAGACUUUCGUCUCCGACGGCCUCGAAAACUACCAUAUCGUUUUGAGGAAGCAUGACCUAUCGCGGGUUCUAACCCCCGUAGAGAAGCCACUGCUGAUCCAAAAGAGAUUACUACAACAGGUCGGAUACGAAGAGAAAGAUCGCCUUGAGGACAUCGGCCGUGAGGACAACGGAUACCUAUGUCGGUUUUUGUUCUUGUCGGCAAGGGACAAUCAUUUCACAGUAAGUCCUCAAGAUCUUGGACUCGGUAGGGCCACCAAGUUCAAUCAUGUGGACCUUUCCGGCCGGAAUUUGAUUACGAUACCCAUCUCUCUCUACUCCAAGGCUACCGAUAUUAUCUCUUUAAACCUAUCUAGGAACCUUUCGCUCGAUCUUCCGCGAGAUUUCGUCCAAGCAUGCAGCCAGCUGCGGGACAUCAAGUACGCUAAUAAUGAGGCCCGAAAACUUCCUAUCAGCGUCGGGAGAGCAGGGAAACUCACAUAUCUUGACGUGUCGAAUAACCGUUUAGAAGAUCUAGAACAUGCAGAGCUUGGCCGUCUGUCAGGUCUGUUGAAGCUGAGCUUGGCAAAUAAUCGAUUGAGCCGCCUACCACAAGAGUUCAGCGCUUUUAGGUCACUUCGUUCUCUAAACCUCUCUUCGAAUUUCUUAGACAAGUUCCCGAUUUUCUUGUGUGAGCUGGAAAGUCUGGUGGAUAUCGACGUCAGUUUCAACUCGAUCUCAUGUCUCCCCGAUGAAAUUGGAAAGCUACGAAACCUAGAAAAGUUCGUCAUGACGAACAACCGACUUUCAGGAUCGUUACCGUCGACUCUUCCUCAACUCUCGAGCCUCCGCGAGUUGGACAUCAAGUACAACACACUUACUGCGAUCGAUAUCGUAUCUGAGCUUCCCAAGUUAGAAAUUCUGUCCGCGGACCACAACAUGAUCCCGCAAUUCGUCGGAGGCUUCUGUCGAGUACGCAGUCUGAAGUUGAAUUCUAACCCGAUCACGAAGUUUGAAAUAACUAGCCCCGUGCCGACUCUCAAGAUGUUGAAUCUGUCGAGCGCUCAGCUUGCCAGCAUCGAUGGCUCGUUCAAUAACAUGUUCAAUUUAGAGAGGCUCGAGCUUGAUCGCAACUAUUUUGUGUCCCUGCCUAAUACGAUUGGUAACUUACGGAGGUUGGAGCACUUCAGCAUAGCUCACAACUCAGUGGGUGAGCUACCACCAGAAAUUGGAUGCUUGAGCGAGUUGAGAGUGCUAGACAUCAGAGGGAACAAUAUUAGGAAAUUGCCAAUGGAAAUAUGGUGGGCACACAAACUAGAGACGCUCAACGCCUCCUCGAAUGUCCUUGAGUUCUUUCCUAAACCCGCCUCUCGUGCACCUCAAAUGCCAGGGGAUUCUCCAACCCCGUCACUCCCCAACACCAACAACAAUAGCAAUAAUAACAACAACAAAACGCCAACUGGGCCUUUAUCUCAAGCAUCCAGCGCUGAGGAAUUGAUGCCAGAUGGAUCGCGUCGGCCUAGCCAGGCUUCAAGCACAUUGCUCAGCGUCGGUCCUUCUCCUGUUCCUUCCGGGCCAGACCGGAAAAGCUCUGUUGUUUCAGUCUACGGAAAAGGAGGACGAAAAACUUCGGUCGUUUCACGAACCACAACAGCCAGUAGCGUUAAUGGUACUGGAUCUGGAAUCGGAACUGGAACCGUAACCCCUUCCGCGGCGUCUAGGAAAGACUCUGGGCUUUCCAAUCGACUGACUAACACGUUUGUUAGCUCGCUAAGAAACCUCUAUCUUGCUGAUAACCAGCUCGACGAUGACGUGUUCGAUCAAAUUACGCUCCUUACCGAGUUGCGCAUUCUCAAUUUGUCGUACAACGACCUCAGUGACAUGCCACAGCGCUGCAUUAAGGGCUGGGCUCAGCUGGUUGAGCUUUAUCUGUCAGGCAAUGACCUCACCAGCUUGCCGGUGGAUGACCUGGAGGAGUAUAGCUUGCUUCAGGUACUUCACAUCAACAACAACAAAUUCACGAAUCUCCCGGCCGAUAUCUCUCGGGCGAAGAAGCUAGCAGUCUUGGAUUGCGGAAACAAUUCUCUCAAAUAUAACAUCUCAAACGUGCCAUACGAUUGGAAUUGGAAUCUGAAUCCUAAUUUGCGUUUCCUCAAUUUGUCAGGAAACAAACGAUUGGAGAUCAAACAGACAAAUCUUGGCAUAGGGUCCCAGAGUCGUGAGCAGUACACUGAUUUCAGUCGAUUGCUUAAUCUCCGCGUGCUUGGUUUGAUGGACGUCACCCUCACUCAACCAAGCAUUCCUGAUCAAAGCGAGGACCGCCGUGUUAGAACUUCUGGCUCGCUAGCAGGUCAUUUACCAUACGGUAUGGCCGAUACGCUAGGUAGGAACGAACACCUUUCAACCAUUGACCUAGUCGUCCCAAGGUUCAACUCGUCUGAUUCGGAGACACUGUUGGGCUUGUUUGACGGCCAGGAUCUCUCGAGUGGUGGCUCUAAGGUUGCCAAAUAUCUCCAUGAGAACUUUGGGCACAUUUUUACGAUGGAACUGAAGGCUUUAAAGACUCGCCAAAACGAAAGUCCCGUUGACGCAUUGCGGCGUGCAUUCUUAGCUCUUAACAAGGACCUUGUUACCGUAGCCAUUGAGCACUCGGAGAAGAGGUCAUUGUCAUCUCAUCGUGGCUCCUCAACACCGGUAGUCCUCAGUAAGGAGGAUCUAAACUCUGGAGGAGUUGCCACGGUCGCGUACCUUCAAUCUCAAGAGUUAUAUGUAGCCAAUGUCGGCGACGCACAAGCGAUGCUUAUCCAGUCCGAUGGCUCACAUAAGAUUCUCACAUGGAAACACGAUCCAGCAGAGCCAAGCGAGCGUCAACGAAUUCGGGAUGCCGGAGGUUGGGUGUCACGCCAAGGAAAACUGAAUGAUUUGCUUGGAGUGUCUCGCGCUUUCGGCUACGUUGACUUGAUGCCAGCCGUACAAGCAGCUCCGCAUAUCACACAAAUAUCCAUAACGCCGCAGGAUGAAACGAUUUUAAUUGCCACGAAAGAAUUGUGGCAAUAUUUGACACCUGGUCUAGUGGUCGACGUAACUCGAUCGGAACGAGGAGAUCUUAUGCGCGCCGCGCACAAGCUACGAGAUCUUGCCAUCGCAUAUGGGGCAACCGGGAAAAUCAUGAUCAUGAUGAUCAGCGUCGCUGACCUAAAGCGACGCCAGGAACGAUCAGCACGCUUGCAUAGAGGGCAAAGCAUGUCGCUCUAUCCGUCGGGCGUCCCAGACGACUUCCAAUACCCGGCCAAGCGAGGAAGAAAACCCAAGGGCGAGGUCCAAGACUCCACCCUACACAGGCUUGAUCCCGAGGUCCCUGCUCCUACAGAGAAGCCUUCUAUUGUUUUCACUGAUAUCAAAAAUUCAACCAAUCUGUGGGAGACGUAUCCCUCGGCCAUGAGAUCCGCGAUAAAACUUCACAAUGAGGUUAUGCGACGGCAGCUUCGGAGAAUUGGUGGAUACGAAGUCAAGACUGAAGGUGAUGCUUUCAUGGUAUCUUUUCCUACAGCCACCUCCGCUCUAUUGUGGUGCUUCGCCGUUCAGACCCAUCUACUCGACGUGAAUUGGCCUUCGGAAAUUCUCAAUUCGGUUUCCUGCCAGGAAGUAUACGACAAGGAAAAUAAUCUUAUCUUCCGAGGUUUAUCUGUCCGAAUGGGUAUUCACUACGGUGAACCGGUGGCCGAGAUCGACCCCGUUACACGUCGUAUGGAUUACUUUGGUCCAAUGGUGAACAAGGCGUCUCGUAUCUCUUCGGUCGCUGACGGAGGUCAAAUCACUGUCUCUGCAGACUUCAUCUCGGAGAUUCAACGUUGCCUCGAGACAUAUCAAGAAAAUGAUCGAGCCGGAUCUAGGGGUUCCGAUGAUACAUUUGACGAUGAUGUCACGUCGUCGUCCAUUAGAAGGGAAUUGAAAUCACUUAGCUCUCAAGGAUUUGAGGUUAAGGAGAUGGGCGAGAGAAAGCUCAAAGGCCUUGAAAAUCCAGAGUAUAUCUAUUCACUGUACCCCCACGUCCUUGCCGGCCGUAUCGAACAUCAUAACAGUGGUGUAGCGGCUGAGCUUGCCGAGAAGCCCGCGACAGUACAAGGCGGAAAUGAUCUUGGCAUGGAUCCAGAGAUCAUUUGGUCUCUAUGGAACGUUAGUUUACGCUUGGAGAUGCUGUGCAGUUCUCUGGAAGAGAUGUCUGGUAGAGGCCUGCAACCUCCAGAGACCGAGUUGUUGGAGCGCAUGAGGCAACGUGGCGGGGAAGUCACAGAACGAUUCCUGUUCAACUUCAUGGAGCACCAAGUCAGCCGCAUAGAGACUUGCAUAUCUACACUCUCGAUGCGACAUAUCGCUAUGGGAGGUGGCCAGAUCACCUCAUUAGAUGAUCUUCGAACACCAAUGGCUGUUGUUCUUGAUAAUCUUGCUAUCCAGCUGGCUGAGCUCGAGCGCUACAAGGCCAAGUUCGGUGAUCUCACCGAUAGUGACGAUGGAGUGGCUAGCACCGAUCAAGAGUAAGGUAUAUCAGUCGCAGCUCGAUCACCUCACACCACACUCUACCUAGAUUAUAUUUCAACCUAAAACUAUCCUCGAAUCCGCGUCUCUACCCAUCCCAACCAACCAGGCAUAGGCUCCCACGUCACAGGCUUGAAUGGGGCCAAAAGUCAUCUUCCUAUAUAAAUCUGCCCCUCCUGCAAUGCGCUACGAAGAGGAUAAUCAUCAUGACUUAGUUCCGGUCUGGCAAGGUUGUUUCUUUAAACAGUCAUGGAUGGAAGGUUGGUUGAAUGAAUUCGCAGUGGAUACGGACGUCCUGCGAGCAGCCGAGCAGAGCCACACGUGGGAGAUAACACCCUAAUCGCUACAAUGGCCGCUCGCCAAUAGCUCUAGCGUGUACCUUUUGGAAGCUUCCCUCUG
Hypoxylon fragiforme is the source of this 6995-nucleotide messenger RNA. Its product is annotated as PP2C-domain-containing protein. The record is from RefSeq and is a predicted model, not a curated record. Bases 177 to 6599 code for a protein of 2140 amino acids. NCBI's taxonomy places the organism in Eukaryota, Fungi, Ascomycota, Sordariomycetes, Xylariales, Hypoxylaceae. Gene Ontology annotation, molecular function: adenylate cyclase activity; magnesium ion binding; protein binding. Gene Ontology annotation, biological process: intracellular signal transduction; cAMP biosynthetic process. The transcript has 3 exons.